Molecule: messenger RNA, 613 nt
Organism: Durio zibethinus
Lineage: Eukaryota; Viridiplantae; Streptophyta; Magnoliopsida; Malvales; Malvaceae
Biological process (GO): transcription elongation by RNA polymerase I; transcription by RNA polymerase III
Cellular component (GO): RNA polymerase III complex; RNA polymerase I complex
Molecular function (GO): DNA binding; protein dimerization activity
Source: RefSeq, a predicted model, not a curated record
ACUUGAGCCAAGGGCUAAAUUUGUAAUUUGGAAAUACUUCUUUUCUCUCUGCUUUAUAUUCCUUCAGAGGAAAAAACUUAGUUCAAGUUAUAGGGUUUUGCAGUCAGAAUAAUCAGCUUAUUUAUAUAUAAAUCAGGGUGUUUGGGAGAUUUUGAAUUUGGAUAAAGAAAUAAUGGAACAUGGGUCCUUCACUGAUAAUAGUGCUGCAACUUUUUCUUUAACAGAAGAGGAUCAUACUCUGGCUAAUGCUGUUAGAUUCACCUUGAAUCAAGACCCAAGGGUUACAUUUUCUGGGUACAGUAUUCCUCAUCCUUCGGAUGCUCGAGUUAAUAUUAGAGUUCAGACCACUGGUGAUCCAGCAAGAGAGGUACUGAAAGAUGCAUGUCAGGAUCUAAUGCUGACGUGCAGGCAUGUAAGGAGCACUUUUGACAAGGCUGUUGAAGAUUUUAAAGCAAGCAAUGCUGUGAAGGCCAUGAAUAUUGAUUCACAAGACAGUGAUUCAGAAGAGAGUGAAUGAAAUUAGUAUAUUUCCAUUUUUUUCUUUGACAUCUUUGUUCAAACCAUGGUGUGCUCAAUAUUAUUAUCUCAAUCUCAAAGUAGUGCUUUUGUUGUC